AUGUCGGAUGCCAAAAACUCUCUUAUAUGUUAUAAUCGAGGUUGUGGUCAAACAUUUAAUGAAAAUAAUAACAAAGAAGAUAGUUGUCAACAUCAUCCUGGUCAUCCAGUUUUUCAUGAUGCCUAUAAAGGAUGGUCUUGUUGUAAAAAAAAAUCUACAGAUUUUAGUGAAUUUCUAAACAUUAAAGGAUGUACAAAAUCACAGCAUUCUAAUGUCAAACCUCCAGAGGUACCAAAAUCAAUAAAUAAUACAUUGAAAACUAAUGAAGUUGUACAAUAUAGUUGUAAACCUUUAAAUAAUUCAAUACAACGACCUUCAUUUGAUUCUCCACAACUUACAUUAAAACCAACUGUUACCCCAAUACUUCUGGAACAGAUAAAAAAUUUAACAGUUUCCAAUGAUAUUAAAAAAGAUGAAGAUCUAAUAAUUAUAGGUCAAAGCUGUAAACAUAACUGUUGUAAAGGUAUUUAUGAAGGUUCAAAGUCUAAUGAUGAAGUUUGUAUAUAUCAUCCUGGUGUGCCAGUUUUUCAUGAAGGUAUAAAGUAUUGGUCGUGUUGCAAAAAAAAAACAACAGAUUUUACUGUCUUUUUGGAACAACCUGGCUGUCUGAAUGGUAAUCAUAUGUGGAUUCAAAAGGAUGAGGAAAAAACAGCAAAAUGUAGAAUUGAUUGGUACCAGACAUCAAGUGAUGUAAUUGUUUCCAUUUUUGCAAAAAAAUAUGAUCCAAAUACAUCUUGUGUAAAAUUAAAUCCUAUACAUUUGACGGUAGACAUACAUUUCCCAGAAAAUAAUUCAAUGUACAACUUGGACAUAGAGUUAAAAGAGAUUGUCAAUAUAGAAGGUAGUAGUGUAAAUAUGUUACCUACAAAAGUAGAAAUCAAAUUGAAAAAAGAAGAACCUGGUUUUUGGCAUACAUUAGAAAUUAAUAAAAAAACUAUGACAGAGAAAUCAGAUGAAUUAGAUUCUGAAUAUAAUAAUGUGUCUCAAAUAGAUGCUGACAUUGGUGAUAUUUAAAUGUCUAUUAAUAUUAAUAAUGCUAUAGAUACAAUAAUAAAAUAUGAAAUAUUUUAUA
Messenger RNA from Ceratosolen solmsi marchali, 1072 nucleotides. RefSeq names its product cysteine and histidine rich domain containing protein (gene mora). The record is from RefSeq and is a predicted model, not a curated record. The coding region runs from base 1 to 1014 and encodes 337 amino acids. Lineage: Eukaryota; Metazoa; Arthropoda; Insecta; Hymenoptera; Agaonidae. The transcript is spliced from 4 exons.